UUUAUUGUUUUUCCGAAGUAGUUUUAUUGCGAUAGUGGGGGUGGAAUAACGGAUUACCUAUAUAAGUUUGAUUUGCCAACGAGGACCAAUGUGAACAUUCUCUACCUCUACCAUCUUCUUUUACCAAUCCCGUUGUGCCACACAAACACAUGGUUCUUGUUCAGUUUGACGAGAUAGUCAGAGUCAGAGGUGUACAUUGUUUUUUCUUACUUUAAACAAAGUACGGAACGUAUGCGUUUGCCUACGUCUGAUGAUUUAAGGACAGCGGUUCUCUAAUCGUUAAUCGGACGUUUUUACAAUAAAAGGGAAAAAUGAAACUAAGCAAAUUAACAAUGUCUAUUUUUUGGUUGAUAUUGAUUAUUAUCACAAUUUUUAUUGGCCAUAGUCUGGGAGUUGCUGUUAUGAGUAUUGACAUAGGUAGUGAGUCAAUGAAAGUUGCUAUUGUUUCACCUGGUGUUCCUAUGGAAAUAGCUCUUAACAAAGAGUCAAAGAGAAAAACGCCAGUUACGAUUGCAUUUAGGAAUGGAGAAAGGAGCUUCGGAGAAGAUGCUCAAGGAGUGGGAAUCAAGUCACCUCAACAUAGUUUUUCUUACAUGUUAGAUCUCCUAGGAAAAUCUAUAGACAAUCCUAUUGUACAACUUCACAAACAAAGAUUUCCAUAUUAUGAUAUUGUUUCCGAUGAGGAGCGUAAUACUAUAGCAUUUAGAUUGAAUGAAAAUACUACGUACACGCCAGAAGAAUUACUUGCACAAAUUUUAUACAAAGGAAAAGAAUUCGCAGAGAAUUCUGCUGGUCAAAAGAUUAGCGAAGCAGUGAUAACUGUCCCAGGAUUCUUUAAUCAAAUUGAAAAGAGAGCCCUUGCACAAGCUGCCGAGCUUGCAGGAAUUAAAGUUUUGCAACUUAUCAAUGACUACACCGCGGUCGCAUUAAAUUACGGGAUUUUUCGUAGUAAAGAAAUAAAUGACACUGCGCAUUAUGUAAUGUUUUACGAUAUGGGAGCCAGUAGCACAACUGCCACAGUUGUGAGUUAUCAGAAUGUAAAAACUAAGGAAAAGGGAUUCGUGGAAACUAAUCCUCACGUUAGCGUUUUGGGUGUGGGUUACGAUCGCACUUUGGGAGGUUUAGAAGUGCAACUCAGAUUGCAACAUCACUUAGCCAAGCAAUUCGAUGCUUUGAACAAAACAACAGGUUCUGUAUUUAGCAAUCCAAGAGCGAUGGCGAAACUAUUUAAGGAAGCUGGUCGCGUAAAGAACGUGUUAAGCGCGAACACCGACCAUUAUGCUCAAAUCGAAGGAUUGAUAGACGAGUACGAUUUCAGAGUGCAAGUUACUAGAGAAAAACUGGAAGAACUCUGCGCUGACUUAGCUGAUCGAGUAGUGAAUCCCAUUAAGAUUGCUUUAAAAAUGUCGGGUUUAACGAUGGAGGCCAUAUCUCAAGUAGUAUUAGUGGGAGCUGGUACGAGAAUGCCAAAGAUACAAGAAUAUUUAAGUCAGUAUUUAACAGUCGAGUUGUCGAAAAAUAUUAAUACAGAUGAGGCGGCCGCGUUGGGAGCGGUAUAUAAAGCCGCGGAUCUUAGUAAAGGAUUUAAAGUGAAGAAAUUUGUUACCAAAGAUGCUGUACUAUUUCCCAUACAUGUUGUUUUCAAUAGAACUGUUGAUAACAAAGUGAAACAAGUGAAAAAAUCAUUAUUUGGCAAAAUGAAUCCAUAUCCACAAAAGAAAAUCAUUACGUUCAGUAAAUACACGGAAAACUUUCAGUUCCACAUUAAUUAUGCGGAACUGGAUUACCUGCCACCUAAUGAAAUAACAGCUAUCGGUAGUUUCAACUUGUCUACAAUAACUUUGUCUGGUGUGACUGAAGCCCUAGAGAAACAUACGAAAGAAGGCGCAGAGAAUAAAGGAAUCAAAGCACAUUUUGCAAUGGAUGAAAGUGGUAUCCUAAAUUUAGUGAACGUAGAAUUAGUAUCAGAAAAAUCAAGCGCAGCUCCUGAUGAAGAAGAGGGUACUUUCUCAAUACUUGGCUCAACUAUUAGUAAACUUUUUGCAGGAUCGGAGGAUAAAGACAAAGAAGAGAAAACAGAAGAAUCAUCGAAAGAAGAUGUGAAACCAGUUCAUGAAGAGCAGGAGUAUCCUGAACUUGAAAAGGAGACAGAAGAUAAACUGAAGAAGAAAAAUGAAAGUACAAUUACCGAAGAUAAAAUCGCAAAUAAAACUGAGAAGGUAGAAAAAGAGAAGGAGAAAAAAUCUACGAUAGUAACGAUUAAAGAACCAAUUAAAGCAGAAGAAAUCAAGUUGGGACCUCAAAUACUUUCUGGUGAUAAACUUGCUGAAUCCCGAGAAAAAUUGCAUCGUUUAGAUGUAUACGAUUUCGUAAAAACGAGGCGCGAAACAGCUUUGAAUAAUUUAGAAACAUUUAUAAUUGAUGCUCAACAAAGAUUAGAGUCUGAGGAGUACGCUGCUGCUGCCACUUCUCAGGAAGCAGAAAAAAUAUUGAAAGCAGCUUCUGAAGUUUCCGAAUGGUUAUACGAAGAUGGGUUCGGUGCAUCUGCUGAAGUAUACGAAACAAAGUUAUCGGAACUUCAAAAACUUACUAACGAUGUGUAUGAACGCGUUUACGAACACAAAGAACGUCCAGAAGUAUUGAAAGGCAUGGUUACUAUUUUGAAGGCGAGCGAAAGUGUUCUAGCUAACGUACGCAACACAAGCUACUUCAGUGAAAUUUUUACGCAAGUCGAGGUCGAAACAUUGGAGAAAGUAAUUAAUGAAACUCAGGACUAUUACGAUACAGUCGUUAAAUCAUUUAGCGAGACAGCUUUGUACGAACCAGUGAAACAUAAAGUUCGUGAUAUCGCAAAUAAAAUGGCAUUGCUUGAUAGAGAAGUAAAGUACCUCAUCAAUAAGGCGAAGAUAUGGAAGCCAAAACAAGAGCCUGGUACAAAUCAAACUGAGAGUACGAAUGAAAACUCUACAAAUACGAAAGGAGGAUCAAAAUCUAUUCCCAAAUCAACGACCGAGUCUCAAGCGGAAAGUCUUCAGAGCGACGAUACGUCUGAUAAUAUAGAAGUACAAAAUGAAAAGAUAUCGGAUACGGGAAAAGGAGCGAAAUCGUCGAAGGAUACGGAUUCCGAAACAAUUCGUGAAAGUACUGAAGAAGAGUUACAUCAAGAACUUUAAGAAAAGCUUUUAUCUAAAAGUGCGUGACUUUUAUUAUUGACCGAUUGCAUCUCGGUUAAUAAGCUAGACAAUUUAUUAUAUUAUUAUGUUAUAGAACUGGUUUAUGAAUGCAUUUAAAAAUCUAAAUCAAAUUCGAGAAACUCUGUGUUAUUGCGGCUAAGCGAGAAUCAUUUCGUAAAUGUGAAAUAUUAAGUGAUGCACUACUUAUAUGUUUGUACACAUUGAUAAAAAUCGUGUACUUCUUUUUUGUUUUCAACGUGGCAUUUCGUAUAAAAGGAACCGACCAUUGUGUAGGAAAUUGCUGUUCUUUAAAUGCCAAAUAGGAAGAAAUUAUUUAAUAAUUUCAAAGGGUAUUACGUUUAGCAAAUGUAAAACUGAGUAAACUAUAACAUUCUAAUUGGUCGGAUUUUGUCCACUGUGAAUAUAACAUUUAAUUGUGAUACUUCUUGAUACUAUAUUCUUAGAUAUACUGUACGCUGUAGCUUAAAGCUGAUUUUCUACAAACAUUUACAUAAAGCAUAAUAAUUACACAUGCAUACAUAAAAGACAGUCACUAAACCGAAAAGAAUAUCAAAUUUUAUUCAUUUUUUCUACAUUCCUGAUUGAUUAAUCUUCGAUACGAGACGCCUAACUUUCUGCAUCCUACAAAUGCCCUAUCUGAGAGACAAUAUGAUUCCUUUUGCUAAACAUAAUUACGUACUUAACUGUGUAGUAAUGAAAGUGCGUGCAAAAAUAAUUUACUUCUCUCGUGGACUCUUAUGAAAAAUUCAUUGAAAUCAUUUCGUACGAGAAUAAUUGUAAUUUAAACUGUUUAAGUAUGUUAUUUAUUGUCUUGGAUGAAUAAAGAAGUGUGUAAGAUAAAACAAGCAUGAGAAAAAUUAAUGUUACUCUUAACAUAUUUCGACAAAUUCGCGAGUUAUAAGACAUAUAAAGUCUUCCUUCCGAUUUAAUGCAAUGUCCAGUAAAAUAAAUUAGUUUACAAUUA
Ceratina calcarata is the source of this 4158-nucleotide messenger RNA. It is a transcript of the gene Grp170, whose product is annotated as hypoxia up-regulated Grp170 co-chaperone protein. The record is from RefSeq and is a predicted model, not a curated record. Gene Ontology annotation, cellular component: endoplasmic reticulum chaperone complex. The transcript has 8 exons. The coding region runs from base 312 to 3173 and encodes 953 amino acids. Gene Ontology annotation, molecular function: ATP binding; ATP-dependent protein folding chaperone. Gene Ontology annotation, biological process: endoplasmic reticulum unfolded protein response. NCBI's taxonomy places the organism in Eukaryota, Metazoa, Arthropoda, Insecta, Hymenoptera, Apidae.